UAACUUCCCUUAAAACGUGACUCGUAUGUUGUCAUUAGAUUCUGUGGCAUGUGCUCUGCGAAACUAAGAAAAGAUGUUAGGUUCUGUUGGAAGUGUAAUGCUGACCAAAUAUCUGCUGGGCCACCUGGUGAAAGUACAAAUGUUGUGCAACAACAAGAAUCAUUUGGCAGGCCACAACUUGGACAAAAGCGAAAAGCGAUGUCUAUUGAGAGCUACUUGAAAACUAAGUCAACUGAAAGGCAAUCUGCCAGUACUUUUCGUUCAAAAAAAAAGAACACCGCUAAAGUCGAGAAAAAGGUGUCUGUUAACAUUGGUAUCAAGGUGAUGUCCACAAAUGGGCUUAAGACAGUUCGUGGUAAACGCUUACCAGUCACCGUUUCACAACAAAGUACUUAUGCUAUGCUGCUAGAACAGGCAUUACAAAAAUGGAGUGCUUACGACAAAAACUUUGAUGCGUCUAAAGAAUAUGUGCUACUUUAUGAUGAUGACAGAUGUGCUCAGUUUAUGCCUGGUAACUUCCUUACUAUAUACUAUUACGGUACCUUUAAUUGAAAUUGCAGAAUGAAUAGUUUAAUCUCAAUAUUGAAUUUAUUUGUCCAUUUCACUGCAUGCCAUCUGUUGGAAUUGCUUUAAUUUAAACCAUUACGUCAUGAUGUGUACUCGCGCCUGUCUUGUUAUUUAACUUGUCUGUUACCAGAAUAUUUUUCUGCAAUACUAUAAAGCAGCUUUAUUUUCGAGGGCGAAAUACGAUCAUCAACAAACAAUUUGCAAUUUUAAUGUGGCUUUUUAUGCAAUUCCACUAAUCUAAUCCUACAAUUGAACUUCAAAGUAGCUGUGCUUAAUUGUUAUCUCCAACCUUAUUACACGUACUAGCACUACCUACACAUGCAUUUCAUAAUUUUAAAUGAUAUGUUUAUAUAUCAAGUAAAUACAAAGUGAAAUAUUUGUAUUCAGUUCUGUCUUAAAUAAGUCAGAAAUUUAUAUCCAGUGUUUCUUCUUUGCCUCCCCACCCACCACAAAGAAACAAAUAUGUACUGAUUAGAUUUAUUAUAUUAUUGGGCUGGAUAUUCCAGUUAAUUAGUUUACUGUGUAUUUUCUGUUGUAUUUGUUUUUGUUGUUGUUGUGGUGGUCCGUUAAUGACGUGGUAUUAGUAAGCUAAAACCUCAAUUGCAACCAAGAAACAAUUCUUCAUGCACCUACGUAUUUUCACUGAACAAAUAUUUAAAAGCAUCAAUUGUUUGCCCAUAAUAGUAUGCGGACAAAUGCAUUAGUUACAUCAAAGCAGGGCCGGAACUACUGGGGUGUGUUUGGGGAGUUUAACGCCCCCAGAGAAAAGUAAAAAAGGGGCCCAACUUGGCCAGAGGGGUCCCAGAAUGCUGGAAUUGCAGAACGUGUUAAAUAUUAAGGAAUUUCUGAAACAUUGAGGUCGAAAAAGGUCUGAAAAAGUAUUUUGCUUCCAUUUUCUCAAACUAUUGUCAGAACAUUUUUUGGGAAGUUUUGUUUUCAGAAAAAAAAUAAUUUAUUCAUUUUAACAUUUUUAAAAAAUGCAUCGCCUAACCAACAUUAACUGUUUGAAACAAUGCAAAAGUUUAAAUUCUAAAACCACGGUGGUCCUUUAGUACGAUCGUACUUGUUUACUAUAAUGUUUACCACUUGUAUGCCUAUUGCCUAUACUUCGUGUAAGCCUGUCCCCAAGCCAUACCCUAAUCCUAACCAUAAAGUGUCUUGAGACCUAAUAAUAACCAUUACAACAGGCAUAUAUGAAGAAUAUUUUGCAUUUUGGAAUAAGUUCUCCCCUCUAUUGAGCCCCCUAUAUCCAAAAAGCUCCUACAAGAUCCCUCCAAUAAAUAAGUGCUGUGGAAAGUUUGUGGGCCCACAGAUCGGAAUUUUAAUUAAAUUAUCUAUUGUUUGAAACAAAUAAUGUAAAAAAAAACAUGCGCAUGAGCAGGACGGACUUGACAGCCUCUUUAAUUGUUACGGUAAGUUCUGUUAGAAACUAUCCACAGCACUUAUUUAUCUUUACAACCUCCUUAAAUUUAAUAUGUAAAAUGAUGUAAUAUUGCAGUUUUUGGUUAUUCUUUGAAUUUAAUUGCUUUUUUAUUUUCUCAUUUUAGGGCAACAUGCCGAAUUUUUCUGCUUGGAAAAAUAUAAGACGGAGGUAGGAAGAGAUUAUAAGCGCAUCAUAUUUUAUCUCUGUCUAAAGAAAGACCUCGAACAAAGCGAAGACCUGGAGAAAGAUGAGGAAACUGAUGACGAGAAGAGCGAUGACAACUUCAACUUAAACCUGUUGUUCAACGGAGACUUGCCUCCAGAAGAGAUGUUCCAAAUUGACGAUUUUAUAGAUGCAGUAGAUAAAGCAGAAACCGAAAGCCAAAAAGAAACGUCGUCCUCCAACGAACAGACGGAAUCAAAUGAAAUCUCUUGUAACUUGCCUCAAGAUGCAAUAUUUGAUGUUAUUUCUGACAGUGGUAUUGAUGAUUAUAAAGAUGUGGUGAAUUUACUGAGGUCUAAAGUUAAACAUGAUGAUCAACUCUUUCUUACCAUGAGACGACAUGCUCCGUUUUCUCGAGUACUUAGUUUGUGGAAAAGGCAAGCUCUGAAGUCGGAUCCUUUGCACGAGUUAAAGGUUCACUAUAGUGGUGAAGAUGGCAUCGACUCGGGCGCAUUAGCACUGGAAUUUUUGGAGGAAUGCAUACAAGAGAUGGGGAAAGUGAUGUUUCCUGAUGGUUCCCCUAUCGAUUCGUCUUUGCAUGUGCAAAAUGGCGAUUUUCGAGCAUGUGGCCAACUAGUCGCUGUGUCCCUGGCGCAGGGUGGUCCCCCUCCUUGCUUUCUUGAGAAGUGCGCGUAUGAAGCAAUGUUUGCCAACGUGGAUAUGAUGAAUAUCUCUGACGAACAUCUGACCGCUAGAGAAAUUAGCUUGCUGGAAAAAGUGCGCUCAGAUUGUAAAAAAUAUACUGAUCUGAUCAUCGAUCAUGGUUACACGGGUACGAUAUCCAAUGAGCAUGUUGACGAGAUUAUUCGCUCCCUGAAGGUGAGUUUUGUUUCACGCAGAUGUCUUUACAUGAAUGAGUUUAUCAUUGGUGCUGAGUCAUAUGGGCUUGACAAAAUAAUGAAAGAUAAUCCAUCUGUUUGUGAGCCGUUAUUUGUGAAUGGAGAGCUGAAGAAUGGCUUGAGACCUAGUGCUGACUACCUUUUCUCAUUAAUGGUCCCUAAUUAUUCUGAAGUUGGAUCAACAAGAAGAUGCACAGAAGAAAACAUUAUGGAUUAUUUACAAGAUACUUUAAUUUCAUUUGAAGACGAAAACAUUGAAGGACAUAGUUAUGCAGUAGCAUGGGAUCACGAAGUGAGCCCUGAUGGUAUUCAAUCAAACAACGGUGGAGAUGACAAAGAAAUGCGAGUAGAAUUUUCCACUCCCAUCGUAAAUAUUCCAGGUGUGAUGGGUUGGUUAAUUGGAACGCAACACGUACCUAUAAAUGGAAAGAAACCAAAUAUAGCAGUCUUUUUUGACCAUGACUGCCUGGUACGAAAUCCUAAACACUCGAUUUGUUUCCCACUUGUCGGAGCAUGUGCAAAGACUCUAACCAUCCCCGUUGCACAUAUGAGAAAUGAGACGAAGUUCAAGGAGAUUUUUCUCAUGGCCUAUUGCAAAGGAAGACCGUUUACAAAACCUUAAUUUCGACUAACAUUGGUUUGGGAGAACAUUUGUUUCUCUGUUUGAGAACCAUAAAACAUUGCAGUUGUUCACAGUGAUAUUUUGAUUGAUUAAUGUAUACUGCCCAAUUUGCUGUUGAUACGUGAUUAAUGAACAUGCGGUUUUUUCAAGUUCAGUGAUAA
Messenger RNA from Paramuricea clavata, 3834 nucleotides. Lineage: Eukaryota; Metazoa; Cnidaria; Anthozoa; Malacalcyonacea; Plexauridae. The record is from the annotation of a GenBank genome assembly.